Symsagittifera roscoffensis is the source of this 8587-nucleotide messenger RNA. Its product is annotated as acetyl-CoA carboxylase-like. Bases 320 to 7876 code for a protein of 2518 amino acids. Gene Ontology annotation, cellular component: mitochondrion. The transcript is spliced from 7 exons. Gene Ontology annotation, biological process: fatty acid biosynthetic process. Lineage: Eukaryota; Metazoa; Xenacoelomorpha; Acoela; Convolutidae. The record is from RefSeq and is a predicted model, not a curated record. Gene Ontology annotation, molecular function: ATP binding; acetyl-CoA carboxylase activity; metal ion binding.
UAGGUCACAAUGUUAAUACUCAUUAGAUGCAAUUCAGUAGCAUGCAGUCAAUAGAGGUUGCACAUAUCGAAAAUCUGAAAGUACGAAACAACGAACCAAUUAGGUGGCCUACAUUUGAUUCAAUUCAUGUAUAUAAACCCAUACUUGUAUAAAAGAUUAAAAUCAGACGCCAGAAGAAGACUUUUUCGGGUCGACUGUUCAGCUGAGCAGCUUAAAGAAGGUUGAGUUCAUUAUUUCCAUCUCAGUUCUGUUUCGAGUUGAAGGUCGUUGGUGUUUGCUUAUCAACGAACUUAGCAAAUACUUUUUAUCAGUAUCUCCAAUGCCGUCAAAGGCCAAAAGAAACUCAAAUUCGAAAUCAUCAGAUCAAGAUAAAAAUUGUUCGACCACUUCAUCUGAAACUGAAACUACAAACAUUUCGUACAGAACAGCCUGGUCUGUGCAUAAGACACCAGCCAGCUCAUACAAUACACCUUCAAUGAACCAAUCGGAAACUGGGACGCCUGGUGCUAACGAAUCAAGGGAAGUGAAAUUGUCCAGUGAAUCAGGAGGCACUGCAUCCGCCGACUCGCAAUAUUGUAGUCUGAACGAAUCGGAACUUACGGCCUCUGCGCAAUCUGACACUCCUAGGUCCUCAGGACAUCAGAGUGACUUGAACGACUUACGAGUGAUGCCGGAGAGUUCGGACCCGACUUGUGGAACGUCCAACCCCAAUGUAAGCACCCCUGAGCAGAGUGGCAAAGUGCAGUUUGUGCUGGGGGACUCGGAGUCUCCGACCGAACUGGCAGCCGCAACCACUUCCGAGGGCGGCGAUCUCAACACGCACAUGCCUGUUAGACGCAAUACCUCCAACACUCUGCAGAAUAGUCCACUGAAACAGAGCUGGAGCAAUCUCUCUUCCAGGACUUAUCCCUGGACCAGGACAGGAACUAACGCCUCACUGGACACAGUGGAUCUAACUGCAGCCACUCCGCAGGAGUUUGUGGCCAAAUUGGGCGGAUCGGUUGUGAUAGAGAAAGUUUUGAUAGCCAACAAUGGAAUUGCGGCUGUGAAGUGCAUGCGCUCUGUCAGAAGAUGGUCUUACGAGAUGUUCCGAAAUGAAAGAGCAAUCAAGUUUGUUGUGAUGGCCACUCCCGAAGAUUUGGAAGCGAACGCCGAGUACAUCAAACUGGCCGACAACUACAUCCUGGUGCCUGGAGGCUCCAACAACAACAACUACGCCAAUGUAGAACUCAUUCUGGACAUCGCCAGACGCCAGCUGGUCCAGGCUGUGUGGGCCGGGUGGGGCCACGCGUCGGAGAACCCGAAGCUGCCGGAACUGUUGAGCCAACACGGCAUUGCCUUUCUGGGUCCGAAUGCGGGGGCGAUGCACGCGCUAGGAGACAAGAUUGCCUCGUCCAUUGUAGCCCAGACAGUCGGAGUUCCCACGUUGCCCUGGAGUGGAAGUCACAUCAAGUUAUCCAAGGAGAUUUUGGACAAGGGGCAGAAGCUGGUGAUCUCGGAUGAGAUGAUUGAGGAAGGGGCAGUGCAGACAGCAGAGCAGGGACUGCAGGCGGCCGAGAGGAUCGGCUUCCCAGUCAUGAUCAAGGCCUCGGGGGGAGGAGGGGGCAAGGGCAUUCGCAAGGUGGAGGCCAGGGAGGACUUCCUCAACCGCUUCAGAGCAGUCCAGGCCGAGUUCCCCGGCUCUCCCGUCUUCAUCAUGAAGAUGGCCACCAACACCAGACACAUCGAAGUGCAAAUAAUCGCAGAUAAACACGGAAAUGCAAUAUCUCUAUUCAGCCGUGACUGCUCAAUUCAGAGGCGUCAUCAGAAGAUAAUUGAAGAGGCGCCGGCAGUGGUGGCAGAGCCAGAGGUAUUCAUGGAAAUGGAAAGAGCUGCCGUGGCAUUGGCCAAAGCGGUCGGCUAUGUCAAUGCGGGGACAGUCGAGUACCUGUACACGGACGAGGGCUUCUACUUCCUGGAACUGAACCCUAGGUUGCAAGUGGAACAUCCUUGUACAGAAAUGGUCGCAGAUGUCAAUUUGCCCGCACUGCAGUUACAGGUUGCUAUGGGAAUUUCUCUCCACCGCAUCAAAGACAUUCGACUCCUAUAUAGAGAAUCGCCGUAUGCCGAUAGCACGAUCGAUUUUGACAAUCCUGCAGUUUACCCGCAGCCUAAAGGUCACGUGAUUGCCUGUCGAAUUACGAGCGAGAAUCCGGACGAGGGCUUCAAACCCAACUCGGGAUCUCUGAAUGAGUUGAACUUCAAGAGCAGCAAGCAUGUUUGGGGGUACUUUUCGGUCAGUGGAUCGGGGGGAGUGCAUCAGUUUGCUGACUCGCAGUUUGGACACUGUUUUGCAUUCGGAGACACGAGGAACGAUGCCAUUUCGAACAUGGUGAUGGCGUUGAAGGAACUGUCGAUCAGAGGGGAUUUCAGCACCACUGUCGACUACCUGAUCACGUUGCUCCAGACGGACGACUUCAUCGAGAAUCUCUUCGACACUAACUGGCUGGACAACAGAAUCGCCAACAAUGUCACUGCAGCCAAGCCAGCUUUGAUGCCAGCACUGGUGGCCACCGCAAUUCUCAUAGCGGACGAUGAGAUCAUGAACAACCACUCGCAUUACAGAAGUUGUCUGGAAAGAGGCCAAGUGUUGCCGCCGUCAAACCUAGACGCAUACAAAUGUGUGGAGUUGAUUCACGACUCAGUCAAGUAUAAAAUUGAAGUAACGUUGUUGAACCCGACUGAAUACAUUGUUCAGCUGAAUGACUCAUCCAAUGUGGUCAGGUUCCACAGACUGAAUGAUGGGGGACUACUGCUCUCGCUGGAGGACAACACUAGCUACACGGCAUACAUGAAGGAAAGUGUGGAUUCUUACCGGCUGCAGUUGAACAACCAGACUAUAACGUUCGACAAGGAAAACGACCCCACUUUGCUGAGGGCCCCAUCGGCAGGGAAACUUGUGGAAUACCUUGUGGAAGAGAACGAAAAGAUAUCCAUCGGCACUCCAUACGCUACGAUUGAAGUCAUGAAGAUGUUGAUGACCCUCACGUGUAAUAUGGCCGGCAAAAUCAAAUUCGUCAAGCGACCCGGAACUAUUCUCUCUCCGGGAAUGCUGAUAGCCGAAAUCGAAAUGGAUGACAGCGCUUCGUUCCAACAGGCGAAGCUCUUUGACGGCCGCUUAGGAAUCGUGCAUCCACAAACAAAGUCAAUGACGUCAGCCAAACCAAAUGAUGUUUACAAGCAAAGCUUGAGGAGUCUGGAGUACAUAAUGGACGGAUAUUGCAUGCCAGAGCCCUUGUUUACAGACCACUACAGCAAACAGCUGUCGAGAUUGAUUAAAAGUCUGCGGGAUCCGACGUUGCCACUUCUGGAAAUGCAGGACGUCCUUAAUACCAUGUCUGGAAGGCUGAACCCAGGUCUAGAUGUGGCCAUUAGGCGUGAGUUGCAGAAGUACGUGUCAAACUUGAACGCUGCUUUAUGUCAGUUCCCCACGAACAAAAUAGUGACACUGAUAGACGAGUUCAUGGCGACGAAUAUCAAGAGCAAAACGGACCGUGACUUGUUUGUUCAAAACACUCAGCCUAUUGUACAGGUAGCGACCAAAUUCAAAGAGGGCCUGCGUGGAAAUGCAGUGGCCACCUUCACAGCCCUGUUUGUGCGAUACCUCUCAGUAGAGGAGAACUUCCAAAUAUACCACCUGGAGAAGUCGGUGAAGAGGAUGCGCGAAUCAGACAUGAGCACUGAUGUGGUGAUGAGCUACAUCAGAUCACACGCGCAGGUGAACCGAAGGAACCAAGUGGUCAUUGCUCUCUUCGACGCAUUCGCCAAACACUUCCACCAUCUCAUUCCCAAACUCAAGUCCGUAUUCGUCAGAUUCACCGAGCUCAAUCAGCCGGUGAAUAACAAAGUGGCGCUAAAAGCUAGAAAGGCGCUGAUCAGCUUGUACCAGCCCAGCUACGAGAGUAGAAAGAACACUCUCGAGGCCGUCUUCAUCAAGAUCCUCGACUCGGCGUCCUUCAUUGACAAAGUGGCCACUACAGAAUUAUACGAUCUCAUCAAUCAAGACAUGGCCAUUUUCGACGUGCUGCCGGCCUUCUUUUUCCACUCCAACUUACAAAUAGCUUUCUUGUCCCUCGAGGUUUAUAUCAGGAGGUCUUAUAUUGCGUACGAAGUGCACAGUAUGAGUCAUGAGCAGCUGGACGAUUCGAUUCCGAUGACUGUUUUCGAAUUCAGUCUGCCCAAGUUCCACCCCAACAGACAUCGCAUGUUCCGCAGUCCAAGCAUCAUCAGCGACAAUUUCUUCCCCGAAACCGACAGCACUGGCGAGAACAAUAUCUACGACAGAGUGGGAGUCAUGGCUGCCUUUCCGAGUAUUGAUGUCAUGAAAAAAUUUGUUGCAAGUGUGAUCCAAACAUUCCCAGAUCGAGAGCACGAGGGUUUGUAUGCAUCUGCGGCGCCCUUGUUCCGUGAGCUGGAUCGUCCUUCGAAGCCUAAGGAGCCCAUUCAUAUCUUGAACUUCAUGGUGAAGGAGCAGGAAGAAGUGCAAGACUCCGAGUUGGUUCAGAUCCUGCAGCAGAUCUGCUCAGAAAACCUGAAAAUGUUUUUGCAGUACAAUGUGCGAAGGUGCACAUUCAUGGUAUUUCCAAAGACGCCAAAAAGUAUGGACUACCCUGCAAGGUUUUUCACCUUUAGAUCCAGCAGUAUUCUGGAGUAUGAAAGAGCUUUCAACCUGCAUAAAAGUGGAAGUGAUCCAUCAUUGCGUGAAGUAAAAUUCGCCGAGGAUACAUUGUACCGUCACUUGGAACCAGCGAUGGCGUUCCAGCUUGAAAUUCAUCGAAUGAGGAACUAUGAUUUAAGGAUUCUGCCGAGUAACAAUUUGAGACUCCACAUUUAUUUAGCCAAAGCUAAAACUGAAACAGGAAGUAAAGAUUGCAGGUUCUUUUUGCGAGCAAUUGUUAGACACGCUAGUUUGAAGACCUCUGCAUCCGCCACGGAGUAUUUAAAGAGUGAAGCUGAGAAGUUGUUGUUGGAAGCGUUGGAUGAGCUAGAGCUGCAUUGUCACAAUGCCGACAACCCGAAAACAGAUUGCAACCAUAUCUUCUUCAAUUUCGUCCCCACUGUCCUCAUUGACCCGGCAUUUGUAGAGUCCUACGUGCGAGACAUGAUUGAGAAGUUCGGGCUCCGCCUGUGGCGACGACGGGUGCUGUGCGCCGAGUUGAAGUUCAUGAUUCGUCCGACAGAGGACUCGGAGCCGAUUCCCAUUCGAGUCACUGUUGAUAACGAGUCAGGAUUCGUAUUGAAACUUCACACGUACAGAGAACGACUGGACACGGCUACAGGCAACAUCAUAUUCCAAUCAUGGUCCAAACAUGACUCAGGACCGAUGGAAGGCAUGUCUAUCGGAACUGCGUAUCUGACCAAGAACCAUCUGCAAUCGAAGAGAUUUGCCGCGCAAACUCAUGGAACUGGGACUACCUAUGUGUACGACUACCCCACAGUGCUGCAGAACAUAAUCGCACAGCAGUGGGAAGAUUUCAACAGGCAACACAGUCAAGUCAAAGUUCCAAAGACUGUGCUCAAGUGUCAAGAAUUGGUGCUUAACACAAGUAAUGAGUUGGUUUCAAUCAACAGAAACCCAGCAGAGAACACUAUCGGAAUGGUGGCGUGGCGAAUGACAUUGAUGACUCCGGAAUGUCCUCAAGGACGAGAAAUAGUUUUCAUUGCGAACGAUAUUACAUUCCAACUUGGCUCAUUUGGCGUUGCGGAGGACAAUUUGUUUAAAAAGGCUUCAGAACUUAGUAGGAAACUGAAAAUUCCGAGAUUAUACGUUUCAGCCAAUAGUGGUGCGAGAAUUGGGCUUGCAAACGAGUUAAAAUCGCUUUUCCGAGUGGCUUGGGAUGAUCCGAAGAAACCAGAGCGUGGGUUCAAGUACAUCUAUCUGACUCCCAGCGACUAUAAGAAGAUCAGUUCCAGCGACUCCGUUGAAACGGAGUUGAUCGAAGAUAACGGAGAGUCGAGAUACAAGAUCACCGCUAUCAUCGGCAAAGAUCCCGGACUGGGAGUGGAGAACCUGCAAGGAAGUGGCCUGAUUGCGGGAGAGACGUCACAGGCGUAUCAAGAUGUGGUGACUUAUAGCAUUGUGACUUGCAGAGCAAUUGGAAUCGGUUCGUAUCUAGUGCGGCUUGGACAGCGAGUGAUCCAAGUGGACAAUUCGAAUAUCAUUUUGACUGGAUAUGCCGCAUUGAAUAAGCUGCUAGGGAGAGAAGUGUACAGUGACAACAGCCAGUUGGGAGGAACGCAAGUGAUGCAUUUUAACGGUGUAUCGCACUGCAUUGCAGAUAAUGACCACGAAGCGCUGAAAAAGUUUGUGCUUUGGCUGUCAUUUGUGCCUGCUUGCAAGAGUGGCGAUCCACCUCUUCUCCCGGAAUCGGAUCCUGUGGACCGUGAGGUUGAUUUCAUCCCCUCAAAGCAGCCCUACGACCCCAGACACAUGAUAGCUGGAAAACAUAAUCACGACGGCUCAUUUCAAAAAGGCUUCCUCGAUGUGGGAUCCUUCGACGAAAUCAUGGCCCCAUGGGCGCCAACAGUUGUCACAGGACGGGGACGUAUAGGUGGCAUGCCUAUUGGAGUAAUUGCCGUGGAAACAAGGACUGUAGAUGUCGAGACUCCCGCAGAUCCCGCAAAUCCAACUUCAGAAUCAAAAAUCCAAUCGCAAGCUGGACAAGUGUGGUAUCCCGACUCGGCGUAUAAAACAGCCCAGGUGAUAAAGGAUUUCAACCACGAGGAGCUGCCAAUCAUGGUGUUUGCAAACUGGCGAGGCUUUUCAGGAGGCAUGAAAGACAUGUUUGACCAAGUGCUCAAGUUCGGAUCCUACAUAGUUGAUGAACUGAGACAAUGUAGCCAACCUGUGCUGAUUUACAUCCCACCUUACGCGGAGCUGAGAGGAGGAGCGUGGGUGGUAAUUGAUCCUUCGAUCAACUACCAGGUGAUGGAAAUGUACGCAGAUCCCAACAGUCGAGGAGGUGUGUUGGAGCCGGAAGGUACUGUGGAAAUUAAGUUCAAAUGGAAGGACAUCAAGUUAGCGAUGAGGCGAGUGGACGACACGUACAGGAGAUUGGAAGACCAGUUGGCAAAUGCGGACUUGACAGCGGAGGCGAAAGCAGAGCUAGAAGCGAGCCUCAAACGACGUGAGGAAGUGUUGGGAUCUGUGUACCAUUCGAUCGCAGUUCACUUCGCCGACUUGCACGACACGCCAGCCCGAAUGAUGAAGAAGGACGUGAUCAACGACAUAGUGGACUGGAAAACUUCCAGAAAGUUCUUCUACUGGAGGUUCAAAAGACUCUCUCUCAAGAACAUAUUCUUCCGUAGAAUUGUGCAUACGCAAAUAUCUCGGAAGCAAUUCUCGUCGAUGAUGCAGAGAUGGUUCCUGGAAGCAAAAGGGGCCAUGAGUAUAUCCAGCUGGACCAAUGAUGAAGAGGUUGCGAGAUGGCUGCAGGGCGAACUGGACCAGGAAGUGGCCACAGGAAGCUGUCUGAUCUCGAGGAACAUCAUGGACAUUCGCCACCACAGCAUCGUGCAUAAGGUGAAAGAGAUCAUAGAACUGGAGCAGCCCAAAGUGUCCUUGGGGGGCACAGUGUUUGACCUGCAGCCGGGCAGUGGGGUGCCUAUAGACUUGAGUCCUGUAGGACCCAGUGGAGCAGUUCCAGAGAGUCCAGGAGCGACGAUGGCAUCCGUGGAUUCAAACAGUGGCAAGUUUGUAGACUUGGUUGAGGACACUGUCGCACAGCUGUUGCAGUUCCUCCCGCCCAACAGGCGCGCCAAGUUCCAGGGCCCCCAAACCUCCAAGUCCCUGGAUGAAGUGGAAGAAGAAGUUGCCGAUGUCACUGCUUCUGACUGAAAAUUGCUUUAACUAAACAUGAAAUUGUAUAAAAUUGAAAUAUGUAUAGCUGAGAAAUGUGAUAGAGCAUUUGUUCAGUCGUUAAUUGAUUUACAUUUUACACCAAUAUCUGACUAGUUCAUACUAGUACAACGCUCAGGUAAACGUAUGUUUUUUAUUAAGCGUUAAUAAACGAUGGUUAUUUUCAGCUAAUAAGGUCUUGUUUUUUUGGUCUUUGCAAUAAUCAACGCAGGCGCUACCCAAUGGUUUUCUCGAUAAGGCAGAAUUCCAAAAAAAACCUUUGCAAAAUUUCUUUAUCUUUAAAAAAAAAACAGACCAAAAACGAAUUUUGGAAUGUUUUAAAGAGAAUCGCUUUUUUUUCGGCGAGCACUACCUCUUCAAAUUUAGUAUGUAUUGACGCGAAUUUGAUAGAGAAUUACCGACACGUGUAACUUGUUAAAUAGUUGUUAAGAUUACAAAAAAAUUAGAUCAGUCGUUUUUUUCUUUGCUUGAGUUUAUGAACGCUUUUCCAACUGUCUGCUGGCUUUAUUUCUUAAUUUUCCAUGCGCUUCAUCAAAUUAUCUGCGAUACUCGAAGUUGUUAUGUAGUGAUUGCCGAUUGCUCACAUUGUUGGGCUAAUUGUAUGCUAAAUAUAUAAAUGGGUAAUAUGCCGUUAAUAAUGUAAAGUUGAUAUUGAUCUAUUACAAAGAUUUCAAUUUAUUUUCCAUUUUG